This is a messenger RNA of Calidris pugnax (ruff), 4711 nucleotides long. It is a transcript of the gene STK31, whose product is annotated as serine/threonine kinase 31. The record is from RefSeq and is a predicted model, not a curated record. The transcript is spliced from 23 exons. The coding region runs from base 26 to 2983 and encodes 985 amino acids. NCBI's taxonomy places the organism in Eukaryota, Metazoa, Chordata, Aves, Charadriiformes, Scolopacidae. Gene Ontology annotation, molecular function: protein kinase activity; ATP binding. Gene Ontology annotation, biological process: protein phosphorylation.
CUUAACUUCGCUUUUUAAACUGUAGAUGUCUCGUAGCGCUUUAGAAUCCGGUAUCAUGGAUGGAGACACGGAGCAUGACAAAGUUGAAGCUGUCGUGUGCUCCCACGUUGAAGAUGCUGUAACGUUUUGGGCACAGGAUGUCAGUAAAUGUAAUGACCUCUUGAAAUUAAGUUGUGAUCUGGCAGAAGCUUGUCCUCAGGCUAAUGCAGUUUUUGGCAAACCUGAUUUUAGCAAGAUUUAUGGUGGGUGUUUUUCUGAAGAUGGAUGUUGGUACAGAUGUAUGGUAGAGCAAGUGAUCAACAAUGAAAAGUGCCAGGUAUUGUACAUUGACUAUGGGAAUUCUGAGGUUCUGAAUAGAUCAGACAUAGUUGAAAUUCCACCAAACUUGCAAUGUCCAGGUGUUGCCAAGAAGUACAGACUCUGGGGACUGCAGAUACCAACUGGUCAGAGCUUAAACAUGUUUGACGAGGGGAAGAAGUUCUUGAGCAGACUCAUUUUUGAAAAAGAAAUAAAAAUACGUCACAAAGACAAGCAUGAAGAUGGGACCAUUAUUGCCCAGGCAGAAUAUGAAAAUAUAGAUAUUGGAAAAGAGGUGGUCAAGGCAGGGUUUGCUGAAGAAUGCACGUCUUCAGGAAACACUAAAGAUGUGGAGGAAAGAAAAGUAGAUGUCAUGCAAAACCAACAUAGGAAGACAAAAGUUCCAGCUCGGCCGUGUGUAAGGAGAUCACGUUCUGAUCAUGCACUGGACAGCAUCCCAAGAAGGCGCCGUGACCCAGUAGCUGCCAGCACAAGGAAUCAGCAUUUUUCUGGAAACCGUGUGUUUGCCCCAAAGGGAGAAAUGCUAGAUUCUGCCUCAGUGCCAGACACCAGGUUAGCACAGAAACUGUUUGAAGACAAAGAAGUUCUCAGAAGUGAGGAUAAGUAUCUCUUGCAGAGGCAGAAGGAACUGGAACUGAAGGUUCAAGAGCUGGAAUGUGAACUUGAGAGAGAGAAGGAAGCAUCCAGGAAGACUGCUGCAAAGUUUGAGGAAACCCUGGAUACUUACAUUGGAACAAAAAUGAGAAGUUUGGCUGCUAAGGUGAAGGCAUUGAAAGAAGUUAGGCACACAAAUAAGAACAGUCGUUUUAGGGAGCAGCUCUCGGAAUCCAUACAAGUAGUUACAGAGGGACGUCUCACUGUUCCGUGUUCCUUGGAAAAAUUGCAGAAGAUUUGGACAGAGUAUGACUUGGCUCAAGAGAGGAUUCGGUUAUGCAGAAAUGUGGAUGGAAUAGAUGAAUUGAUUGCCAAGAGAGAUGAGGUGCAGCAGAACUUGUAUUCAGCUGCGGAAGAAUUAAUUUUGGAAGUGGAUCAACUGCCCCUCUCUGAGCGCUCAAGAACCUUACAGGAACUCUCUGCUUCUCUGGAGAUGGUGUAUGGUCAAGGUUCUGCAGCAGAUGACUUGGAGGAUGCAUUUCAACAGUUCUUUGAGUGGAAGAGUGUUAAAAUGAAGAAAUUAAUUUGUGUCAGACAGGAUACGGACAUAGCUCUGGAAAUUCUUGCUGACUGGUUUAGCACCAUCUUAAAGUGUUUUGACCUGAUGUCAGAAGCAUCUUCAGAUUUAGAGGAAGUGGUUAGCAAUGCAGAUGAAAUUCUCAAAAAGGUUGAGUUGGCUAUUUGUGAAGAACUGGAUACUGACUUAAAUGAGCCUGAUGAAGCAGAGAAGGGAAUAAUUAUGAAUGCUUACAAUAAAGUUAUAUAUCAUGUUCGUCAGGAGCAAAGUAUGAUCACUGUCAUACAGAAUAGAUACUUGGCCAGUGUUGAGUUCAAACAACGUGCAGAGGAAUGGCUGAAUAGAAGACCUGAUAUUAACAACUUAUUAUCAAUUAAGAAAACUAUGAAAAGCUUAAAGGCCCAGUUAAGGUGGAAGCUGGUUGAAAAGAACAACUUUGAGGAAUCUGAUGAUUACAGUGAGUUUGAAAUGACAGGAAUAAAAGAGGAAAUUGCUCAUCUGCGAAAUAGGGUUCUUCAGGAAAUAUCCAAGGAACAAGAGGAAUAUGAGAAGCUUACUUAUUUGGUACAGAAAUGGUUCCCUGAGUUACCACUUCUUUAUCCAGAAGCAGGAAUUCUAAACUAUAUGAACUUUGGUGGACUUCUGACACACAGCCUGGAGCGAGACCUUUUGGAUGUAGAGCCCAUGAAGGAGCUGAGCACGAAGCGACCUUUGGUGUGUUCAGAAAUUCGGGGCCAGAAGGUUCUUUUAAAGGGAUACUCUGUAGAUGUAAGCUCAGAAGCCAAAGUGAUAGAAAGAGUUGCCAAAUAUCACAGAGCUUGGGAUCAGCAGAAAGAGAAAUCUGGAUUAUUACAGCUGUUGUUUCUUCUUUUCUGCAAGUCUGAUCCUUUGAUAUAUUUAAUGGUCCCGUACUAUCCAGGAGCAAGUUUGGGAGCUUUACAGGCUAAUGCACCUUUGUCUUUAGAAGAGGCAUUAAAAGUGAUGAAAGGAGUGGCCCAAGGUCUACAAACGUUGCAUGGAGCUAAUCUAGUACAUGGAUCUCUGCAUGGAAAUAAUGUUUUUGCUGUGGAUCGAAAACAAGGAAUUGUGGGAGACUUUGAUUUCACAAAACCAGAGGAACAGCGUGCUGCUGCAAACACUAUGGUUGUUGGUACCCUGAGCUUAGUUUCUCCUGAACUGAAGAUGGGGCAGCCAGCUUCUCCAGCCUCUGACAUGUAUGCGUAUGGCUGCCUUCUCUUCUGGCUUUGCGUUCAAAACCAGGAGUUUGGCAUCAAAGAAGAUGGAACACCUGAGGUGGAUGCAGUUGUCAUGGAUGAUAAAGUUAAAUCUCUUCUCCUGAAUUUGUUCUGCUGUAACAGACUGACAGCUGAGCAGGUGCUGAGGGACGAUUGUUUCCUCACAGUUGAUGUGAUUCCAGUUUCACCACAUCCAGGUGAAGAGCAUGAGCCACGAGAAGAACACGAUUCUGAGAAGACAGAUGAAAAAAAAAUGUAAUUACCUGAGGUGAAUGGAGCAAACCCUACUCAAUACAUGAGGAACUUUUCCAUCAGGUGUUUGAUUGAGACUUCUGUUUUUGUUUGGCUUUGAAAUCAUUGCCCUGAUCUGAAAUCUCAAAAAUAUAAAAGGUUUGGUAGGUGCAGUCAUGUUUUGUGAUUGCACGAUCUUCACUGUGAUUCAAGUACAUUUUAUUCCAAAUAAGUGCGGGUAUAAGUGUGGUGUUACUGAUCGUGUUCUUUGUCAGCCUUUUUCUUUGUCCGUUACAUAGGCUUUAAAUUUACAGGGAAUAGUUGUUAGAUGCCAGAGAUCUUUAAGAUGAAGCUUUAGUGACUUGUUUUUGUAUCCAGUUUUCUAUCACUCCUCUUGCUGUGAUUCCAGAGAACGUGUUCCUCUUAAAGAUGCUCUAGGGCAUUACCUUCUUGCUGGAGGUUUUUUGUUACUGCAUAAACAAGUUGUUCCUACAGCAACUGCCUUUUUUAAGGAAAAAAGAAAAGAAAAAAUACUGCUUUGACAACUGGAAAAGGAAACAGCAGUGUGCCUCUUCUGUCUUUCUGCAUUUGAAAGAUGCAGUUGGCUUUCUAGGGAGCAGGCAUCCUUCUAGUUGCUCCUUUGCAGUGCUGCUGCCAACCAAAAUGCUAUGCACACACGUUUGCAAAAACUGCUGCUUAUUUGCUCUACAUAAGUGUAUGUAUAUAUCAUCUGUUCUAAAACACUGCUCGCGAUAGCUGUAAAGGUGUGAUUUUCUUGAGUGAGUUUGCCUGCAGCACCUUGCUGUUAAUGUUACCAUUGAAGGAGUUUUGUCAGCUCUUUAUUUUUACAGGAAAUAGUCGCUUAUCUUUAUGAAGGUUUUCGUUUCUUCUUGGAAAGAAACGGGUCAAAAAUGUGCAGAGUUGCUGUAGCAAUAUAUUUAGCCUCUGGGUGUUGCUCUUGGACAGCGCUGUUAGCAGACUAGAGUUUUGUAGAGGAAUUAUUGAAGAUGCACGUUGUCAGAUGAGGGAUGUAAAAAUGUAGUAUGUAAUGGGCAUGAAGCAGCACCAGGGGACUUGGGGAAUGCGUGGUUACAACAAUACAGUCCACAGUGGAUAGAAGAUACCACCUUGGCAUAUAUACCUCUGAUUUGGUUUUCCAGCCUUAAACCAUGCUAUAUAUUUUUAGCAUGUAAGAUGCUUAAUCCUUUUUUCAUUAAAUGAUUAAUGACUCUACUAGUUUAUAUGUGUAUAACCAAGGAGAGCAAAACCUUUUGUAAAAAUAUUUUUUUUGUAGAAUUUUUAGUGUAAUAAGUAUUUUCGUUAUAGAAAUCACAGAAUAAUAUUUUCUUUUUUGUCAACGAAAAUAAACACUUCAGCAAUUUUGUGGGGUGCUUUCCAAAUAUUGAUUGCAGUCUUUCACUGUUAAUAAAAGGCUAACUUUAAUUUGAAUUAGUUACACAUUGAAUAGAGGUUAGAAGACUAACCUGAUGGUUUGGGUUGUGCAGUGUCAUGUAUAUUGGAAUAAAUUUUUGCCCAGUUUUCCUGCUCCAGAGUCCAUGCAACCUAAAGUGUACUUGUUAAAUCCCCAAAUUGCUAACCUUUUUUUGGUUUUCUGAAACCAGAAGUCUUGUGAUUAAAAAAAGUUGCAGUGUCUUCAAAAUAUCUUCACUAGCUGUAUGUAAUAUGAUUUUCACAGGUGGAACCUAGCACAUGAGUUUUUUAUUUUUUUUUGUAAAGAUACAAUAAAACUUGAAAU